AAGAGCCUUUCCUCAUCCAGUAGCCUCAAGAAGCACAUGAUGAUCCACACAGGAGAGAAGCGCUACAGCUGUGACCUCUGUGGUAAAACCUUUAGACAGACUGAGAAAUUAACAGUUCACCGCAGAAUCCACACUGGAGAGAAGCCCUACAGCUGUGACCUCUGUGGUAAAACCUUUAGACAUGCUAACAGUUUCAGAUUUCACUGCAAGAUCCACACUGGAGAGAAGCCCCACAGCUGUGACCUCUGUGGUAAAACCUUUAGACAUGCUAACAGUUUCAGAUAUCACUGCAGGAUCCACACUGGAGAGAAGCCCUACAGCUGUGACCUCUGUGAUAAAACCUUUAGAAUGACUGGGCAUUUGACAGCUCACCGCAGAGUCCACACUGGAGAGAAGCCCUACAGCUGUGACCUCUGUGGUAAAACCUUUAGACUGACGGGGGAUUUGACAGCUCACCGCAGAAUCCACACUGGAGAGAAGCCCUAUAGCUGUGACCUCUGUGGUAAAACCUUUAACCAUGCUUCCACUUUGAGAACUCACCGCAGGAUCCACACUGGACAGAAGCCCUACAGCUGUGACCUCUGUGGUAAAACCUUUAGCCAGGCUGGAUAUCUCAGAAGGCAAAUGAGGAUCCACACAGGAGAGAAGCCCUACAGCUGUGACCUCUGUGGUAAAACCUUUAGCCAUGCUGGCCAUUUCAGAGUUCAUAGCAGGAUCCAUACGGGAGAGAAGCCCUACAGCUGUGACCUCUGUGGUAAAACCUUUAGACAUGCUAACAGUUUCAGAUUUCACUGCAGGAUCCACACUGGAGAGAAGCCGUACAGCUGUGACCUAUGUGGUAAAACAUUUAGGCAGGCUGGCCAUUUCACAGCUCACUGCAGGAUCCACACUGGAGAGAAACCCUACAGCUGUGACCUCUGUGAUAAAACCUUUAGCAGGUAUAGCAUUUUUACAGUUCACAGCAGGAUCCACACUGGAGAGAAGCCCUACAGCUGUGACGUCUGUGGUAAAACCUUUAGCCAGGAUGGCAAUUACACAGAUCACCGCAGGAUCCACACUGGAGAGAAGUCCUACAGCUGUGACUUCUGUGAUAAAACCUUUAGCCAUGCUGGCAGCUUAAGAGGUCACUGCAGGAUCCAAACUGGAGAGAAGCCCUACAGCUGUGACCUCUGUGGUAAAACCUUUAGACAGACUGGGGUAUUGACAACUCACCGCAGAAUCCACACUGGAGAGAAGCCCUACAGCUGUGAUCUCUGUGAUAAAACCUUUAGCCAGGCUGGCAAUCUCAGAUCUCACUGCAGGACCCACACAGGAGAGAAGAUCUAAGCAGCCCACACUGACUAUUUAUGUCAAACAAAUGACCUAUUGAACAAUGUAUGCAUAUCUUUUAUAGAAAAACCAAGAGGGUGAAGUUGUGCCAGCAGUCACCACUUGAGAGAACUUAUGUAUGACUCACA
This is a messenger RNA of Osmerus eperlanus (European smelt), 1457 nucleotides long. Its product is annotated as zinc finger protein 658B-like. The transcript is spliced from 2 exons. Gene Ontology annotation, biological process: regulation of gene expression. The record is from RefSeq and is a predicted model, not a curated record. NCBI's taxonomy places the organism in Eukaryota, Metazoa, Chordata, Actinopteri, Osmeriformes, Osmeridae. The annotation marks the transcript as partial. Gene Ontology annotation, cellular component: nucleus.